Molecule: messenger RNA, 267 nt
Organism: Sphaeroforma arctica JP610
Lineage: Eukaryota; Ichthyosporea; Ichthyophonida
Exons: 1
Coding region: 1-267 (88 amino acids)
Source: RefSeq, a predicted model, not a curated record
AUGAAGAAGGCCAUGUCAUAUCUUAGCAACUGUGUGGUGUUUGGUGAACGCAAGCCAUAUUUGGGAAUGUUGGUGUCCCUGUGUGUGGUGACGGACCCGGAUGCAAUGAAGCCCACAGAUCAGCUCGAGGGAGUAUCGAUGCAAUGGGCCAAGAGAGUUGGCAGCAAGGCCACCACAUACUCUGCUGCAAAGCAAGGUGAGGUCAUCAAGAGAGAGAUAGAUGCUGGGUUAAAAAAGGGCGCUGAGCACGUUAUAUCACGCAGCUAG